AGCCGCGCCGUCGUUCCGCGACGUCCAGUGCAGCAACUUCGAUAACUGGGUCUUCCCAGAAGACGGGAAAGUUCACCGAUGGACCGCGUACAAACUGCCCGAGGAUCAGCAAGCUUCGGAAAAUCCGUGCGGACUUUACUGCCUGAGCGAGACGAACGUGGUGGCCUCGUCGACGGCACCACCUGCUACAGGAAUAUCCGAGACAUUUGCAUCGGAGGUGUCUGUCGAGAGAUUCUCUGCGAUCUGAAUAUGGAAUCGAACGUCGUGGAGGACGCGUGCGACGUCUGCAAGGGUAAUGGCAACUCGUGCAGUCUAAAGAAUAACCGCGAUAACGAUCGUCGCGUCGUCCCGUGAGUGUAAUUACACCAGUGAUUUCCUUCCCUUUUCGAAGCAUCCUGUUUAGCCGUGAUUUCGCCUCUCGUUACUUGUUUCACAGUUAUCCCCGUUUCGUUGCGUUUCAUCGCCGUUCGAAACGCAUCGGGUAGUUUGUUUUAGUUUAAUGCCUCGGGGCGUUUCG
Frieseomelitta varia is the source of this 517-nucleotide messenger RNA. Its product is annotated as A disintegrin and metalloproteinase with thrombospondin motifs 16-like. The record is from RefSeq and is a predicted model, not a curated record. The transcript is spliced from 2 exons. The coding region runs from base 79 to 354 and encodes 91 amino acids. Lineage: Eukaryota; Metazoa; Arthropoda; Insecta; Hymenoptera; Apidae. Gene Ontology annotation, molecular function: metalloendopeptidase activity. Gene Ontology annotation, biological process: extracellular matrix organization. Gene Ontology annotation, cellular component: extracellular matrix.